AUGGAAGUCCAACCAGCCUUGAGCUUUUCCGAUGAGGAUAAGGUGGGAAUCUUGCAACUAUAUGAUGAUGCCUUGAUGGUUACCCUCAAUAUUGGAGGGUAUGAUAUGAAUAGGGUUUUGGUAGAUCAAGGUAGCAAUGUAGAGAUCAUGUAUCCUGAUCUAUUUAAGGGGAUGAAGCUGAAGCCUAAGGACCUGGCUUGCUAUAAUUCUCCUCUAAUAGGGUUCGAUGGGAAGAUAGUCUUUCCGAAGGGCCAAAUCAUAUUACCGGUUCAGGCAAGGUUAGAAGUUGCGGAAGUGAACUUCAUUGUGGUAGAUGCUUACUCCCCUUACACUGCUAUUGUGGCAAGAUCUUGGCUUCACACCAUGGGGGCUGUGUCUUCCACCCUACACUUGAAGGUGGAGUAUCCAUUAGGGGAUUUAGUCGAGAAGCUAAUUGGAAGUCAAUCUAUGGCCAGACAGUGUUUAGUGGCUACAAUUAGGCAUCAAACUGGAAGUGAAUCCUCGGCCUUUGCAGAGAGGGAUUUAUAA
Messenger RNA from Quercus lobata, 528 nucleotides. RefSeq lists its product as uncharacterized. The transcript has a single exon. The coding region runs from base 1 to 528 and encodes 175 amino acids. The record is from RefSeq and is a predicted model, not a curated record. NCBI's taxonomy places the organism in Eukaryota, Viridiplantae, Streptophyta, Magnoliopsida, Fagales, Fagaceae.